This is a messenger RNA of Aspergillus steynii IBT 23096, 2807 nucleotides long. Its product is annotated as Pet127-domain-containing protein. Gene Ontology annotation, cellular component: mitochondrial envelope; mitochondrion. The record is from RefSeq and is a predicted model, not a curated record. The transcript is spliced from 5 exons. NCBI's taxonomy places the organism in Eukaryota, Fungi, Ascomycota, Eurotiomycetes, Eurotiales, Aspergillaceae. Gene Ontology annotation, biological process: mitochondrial RNA 5'-end processing. The coding region runs from base 100 to 2418 and encodes 772 amino acids.
AUCGCGUUCCCCAGUUUCAGUCCCUCCGUCGCUCCCCAUCAAUUGGCCUGAUCACGUCCGCCUGCUCUCCCGAACACCGUCCGGAAACAUCUGGCCUGAAUGUUCCGGGCCUCUCUGCGGUCUAUCGCAGGCCCUCUCCGUGAACAUGUCUGCUUCUCCUGUUUAGCCCAAGGCCUCCGGGGUCGCAACAAUGCACUGCGCCCCUUCUAUAGCACAGCAGUGUCGCUGUCUUCGGGCCCCGACAAGCAGCCUAUCCCGGAGUCAGAAUCCAAUAAAGGGUCCCCGGAGGAACCAGAAAAGCCUUCAGAGAAACCAAAGAGGUCUCCAAGGAGACCAAGGAGGCCUCGAAAGAAACCAGAGAAGAUCCAGCCUCCAAAACAUGCCAAACCUCGCGAUACCGAAAAGGACGCCUCUUCCUCCACGAGGAGUGAACAAGAGGAUGAUAAGUCGGGGGAGCAGUCCCCAAAGCCGGCAGGUUCUGGCGAGAAAAGCCCGAGGCGAAAAGCGAGCUCGAAACCGUCCGAAGUCCCAAAGGACGCAGAACCACGGGAUGCAGAAAAGAAGCCCAUGAGUCCUCCCAAAAUCACCAGAGUUACUCCGUCAACUCCGUCGAAGGGCAGCCCGCCCUUUUCGGUAUUCAUGAGCAUCCCCGGCCGCAAAGAGGGUGGCACAAUUAAUUCCAAAGACUUCGCUCUCAAGCCCCUGGAUGUUGAGACACCGCCGGUGCCGCGAUUGUCCUUUGGCCUGGAAAGAGUCCUGUUCAAUCCCGGCGUCUACCAACUCCGCGAUCCCCGGUCUCGCGUCUACAACUUUGAUCCUUAUCUGGGUUCAAUUAUGCCCGUCACCGAAUUCGAUUUUGCUUCUUUGAAGGACUAUAUCACGUCCUCCAAGGACAACAGCUUACGAAAUAUCGCCCAAAAAGAGAAAAAGAAGUAUAUCGGUUCUUCGUCGAGCAUGACUUCCUCGCUCUCGCACUUUCAUUAUCUUCUCUCGGCCUGGAGAGGAACUGACAUCCGCACCUUGUCUCAAGAAUUCCCGGACAAACUGCGGACUUUUACUCGGCUGCUUCGCGCCCCUUCGGCCAUGUUCCUGAAAUACCAGGAUGGAGUCUAUGCCAUCGAUGCGGACAAGGAGUUCGACUCGGCAAAUAUUCUUAUGAAUCUAGGAAAGUCUAUGGAAAAGCUUCUUACGCUGCCCAAGGAAGAAUUUGAGCGCUAUCGACGAUCCAGCGAGAACAAGAUCUCCCCGGAGGAGGAGCAAGCUGUACCAGAGUCAUAUCAUUACUCUACUCUGGGCGAUUUCGUCAUGCGAUCCCAGCUAGAUGCUUACGACCCAAGGCUUCCGGGAACCGGAAUGUUCGACUUGAAGACUCGGGCUGUCGUGUCUAUCCGAAUGGAUGCACAGAACUUCGAGCACGGCCUUGGCUACGAGAUCCGAGACCGCUACGGCGCGUUCGAAUCGUACGAGCGGGAGUUCUACGACAUGAUCCGGGCUGCCUUCCUCAAAUACUCCCUGCAAGUGCGGAUCGGCCGAAUGGACGGUAUCUUUGUGGCAUUCCACAACAUCCAGCGUAUCUUCGGGUUCCAGUACGUGAGCCUGCCCGAGAUGGAUCUUACGCUGCAUGGCCAAAAAGACACAUCCCUGGGUGACCACGAAUUCCGGCUCAGUGUCUCGUUGUGGAACAAGGUCCUCGACAAGGUCACCUCUAGAUUCCCCAAGCAAUCUGUCCGCCUCCACUUUGAGACCCGGGACUCCGUCAAUGCCCCAUUCAUGUAUAUCUUCGCCGAGCCCGUGACCGACGAGGAGAUCCAUGCCAUCCAGACCAAGAACCAGAAGGAGAUCGAUGCCUAUCAGCAACGUAUUCUCGACCUUGCCCCGCGUGAGGAUAGCGCGUCCACCCCCAGCCAGGACGGCAGUCAAGACGCUUCCCCGCCUCCCACCAACCAGACGACGGAGGAGCAGUCAGACGUGAUGGAGGACGAGGGACGUCACUAUGAUUCCUCAGCGCCGCCGGACGAGUCGUUCCUUUCCGACAUGCAGAAGCAAGCCGAAGAGGGCGACAGCGAUAAAGCGUCGCUCGACAACGGCAAAGAGCUCCUCGCCAUGAGCCUGAUGGUCCGAAACAAGGUCAACGACAAAUACGUGACCCGGCCCUCUGGCUUCACCGAGAAGGACGACUGGUUCGUCGAGUACGGCCUCAGCGAGAUCGAGGGAGCACACGCCCACGAUCUAUAUAAAGCGUGCCAGCAGCGACGGGCCAAGGCCCUCGCCGGUCGUGGAGAGGACGAAACGGAAGUCGCAGCCAAUGUAUAUAUUCGAAAGCUGCGAGAGAUCACCAAAGCCGGCCGGGUCUUCCGGGCGAAAGAAGAUAUGAAAGACAAGCAGGACGGUAUCGUCGUUCUGAACGAAGUGGAUUAAGAAGAGUGAGUGAGUCAAUUAGGAGAGGGAAAAAUGAAAGCGUGCCUUUUUUUUUUUUUUUGCUCCGUUUUCUUUCUCGUUUUCUUAUGCAUGGCAUUCAUCAAUACAUGAUCUUUCUUAUAGAUACUUUUUUGUGUCUUCUCGUGUACUAUAAUACAGUUAUUGUCUUUGCCUUUUUUUUUUUCGUGUUGCGUUUGCUCUUGUUAAAACCUGGGACCAAUCCAAGUGUUGGGGCUGUUCCUGGUUACUUACUACUAUCUUAUUGAGUUGGGUAUUUUGCAGGACACAAGGGGAAUCACGGAUCACAGAUGGGCAAAAUACCGAGGAGUUUGGACUUGAAUGGGGGCGAUUGUAUUUUUAGAAGUAGAUAUCCGAUACUUGAUCUUUUC